Messenger RNA from Plenodomus lingam JN3, 669 nucleotides. Lineage: Eukaryota; Fungi; Ascomycota; Dothideomycetes; Pleosporales; Leptosphaeriaceae. The record is from RefSeq and is a predicted model, not a curated record.
AUGGAAGCAAAGGCCGAGUAUGAGCUUCGCAACAGAAUCACGCACAACGUACUCGUCAUGGAUCCUGUGCUCAAGGCCGUACAUGGAGAUGCGGACACCAGGGCUGCUGAAAAACGUCUUCUACCCCUGAUUACGGAAAACAAUAUAGUCUCGAUGGUGCAUGGUGCACAGACUACGAAGCUUGCGUCUGUCACUCGUGCUUUGAGUACGGCGGAGCAGGCCAACAUGAUUGCCAAUCGCAAGAAUCGAGAGCUGGCUCAGAGGAUGCUUGCGCUGGCUGAGGACAUGAAGGCGCAGUCUGUCAAGGACAUUGAGGACCCUCAGUUACGAGCCCAGGUGGAUGCGGUGGAGAAGGCUCUGAAAGAGUCGAGACGGAGGAAGAAGACGGUGAAGGGUAUUCUGUCGGCCAUGAUUGUUGGGAGUGGUAUUCAUUGGGCUGCCGAUGCGGAACUGACUGAGCUGGUCAUGGAUGAUGAUGAUGAAAGACGACUACUCGCAGAUAGUGCGCCACAUGGCCACAAGCGCCACUCAUCACUACCAUGCCAUGCCUACAGGCUGCUCCCAGGCCUGAAGCUAUGUAUGGAGAAGCAGGCAGACACAAGUACUCUAGACAGUGGAAUCGGAGAGCAGGGCUUGGGGUUCACGCGGGAGGAUGAAGUGCUAGUCUAG